Messenger RNA from Rotaria sp. Silwood1, 357 nucleotides. The record is from the annotation of a GenBank genome assembly. NCBI's taxonomy places the organism in Eukaryota, Metazoa, Rotifera, Eurotatoria, Philodinida, Philodinidae.
AUGUUGAAAUUAAAAUUUGAUGGUAUUAUCAUGGAUCAAACUAAAUACUUAUCAUAUGUAUAUGGUUAUUAUCUUUUUCUUAAAGCUUAUUAUUUUCUAACCUACUCAAGUUUUGCUGCAAUUGGUCCAAUGUUGAAUAUAACUCUUCGAAGUCGUGGUCUGUCAGAUAUAGAAAUAUCAUGUAUUAAUUUAAUUAUUCCAUUUUUGAUCUUCUUUACUAAUCCAUUAUUAGCAUUUUUCACAGAUCAUGUACGUCAUUAUCGUCUUACGUUCAAUGUUAUUUUGUGUUUGGUAACUAUUAUUUUUGGUACUAUGUUUUUUUUUACCAAUUUUGAAAUCACAUUUAAUCCAAGAUGA